Molecule: messenger RNA, 1278 nt
Organism: Nicotiana attenuata
Lineage: Eukaryota; Viridiplantae; Streptophyta; Magnoliopsida; Solanales; Solanaceae
Product: myb-related protein 308-like
Exons: 2
Coding region: 41-1093 (350 amino acids)
Source: RefSeq, a predicted model, not a curated record
CAUAUAUAUAUAGUGGUGAGAAUUAGGGCAAGGCAUAAUAAUGGGCCAUCACUGCUGCAGCAAACAGAAAGUGAAGAGAGGUCUUUGGUCUCCAGAAGAAGAUGAGAAACUAACUAGACACAUCACCACCCAUGGCCACUCCUGCUGGAGUUCUGUCCCUAAACUAGCCGGAUUACAAAGGUGUGGAAAAAGUUGCAGGCUGAGGUGGAUAAAUUACUUAAGGCCAGAUCUGAAAAGGGGUUGUUUUAGCGAGCAAGAAGAGAGAACCAUAAUUGAUGUUCAUAGAAUCUUGGGAAACAGAUGGGCACAAAUAGCCAAACAUUUACCUGGUAGAACUGAUAAUGAAGUCAAGAAUUUCUGGAAUUCUGCCAUAAAAAAGAAGCUUAUUGCUCAAGGCUUUGAUCCAAACACCCACAACCUUCUCUCUCGUAAUCAUCACCAAAACAACCAGAUCAAAAGCAGCUGCUGCAAACCCAAGACUUGUAAUCAUCCAAAUUCCACCUCUGUUUUCACUAAUUUAUCAUCAAGGAAACAUGUAAUUUCCAUGGACAUUAUCAAAGCAAGUCUCGCAGCAUCAAUAUUGCCUCCUAUUGCUACUACGACAACAAUAACUCUGCCUCACUCCCAAACAAAUCCAUGUAAAUCCUCACUCACCACUACUACUUACAAUUAUAUGAAUCCCAUUUGCCUUCCCACCACCACGAAUAUUGAAAACUCAAACCUUGCCACCAUUGAAUAUCAUCAAAACCAGACUAGUUCCAAUAAUUUAUUGUCAUCUUCUUCUUCCUUAACUCCAUCAGGGUUUGGAAUUAUAAAUGACAAUUGCAUGUGGGAUGUUGAACCGCAAUUCAAUGGAAAAGAAGAAAUGCAAUUAGUACAGCAACAAGGAGCACAACUACUUCAGCUUCAGGAAAAUAUUUGUCAAGAACAAGUCUACAAGGUUAAUCAUGAGUUCAACAACAAUGGACAAAUGGCGGAGAAUGUUACAUUUGACAACUCUAACUUCGAUUUUGAGUUUGUGGAUUCUGCACUCAUGCCUUGUGAAAUUUACACUAACGUAAAUUCCAUAGAUCAACUUGCAUGGGAUUGUUAAUUACUAGUUGACUUCUACAGAUUUUUUUUUAUAGCUUUCAGUAUAUAUACCACGUACGGCUGCAUGUUAUUUCUGUUGCAUUAUCAUGUUCGAAUUAAUAGCAGAAUUGUUUCUUAAAGAGAAAAUGGUAUUUGUAAUAUUUGGCUACCAUUGUUUUAGUGUACAUAUACAGUGAGCUAUUUCAA